Messenger RNA from Vitis riparia (riverbank grape), 979 nucleotides. RefSeq names its product arginine metabolism regulation protein I-like. Gene Ontology annotation, molecular function: DNA-binding transcription factor activity, RNA polymerase II-specific; RNA polymerase II cis-regulatory region sequence-specific DNA binding; protein dimerization activity. Bases 318 to 785 code for a protein of 155 amino acids. The transcript has 2 exons. The record is from RefSeq and is a predicted model, not a curated record. Gene Ontology annotation, biological process: positive regulation of transcription by RNA polymerase II. Lineage: Eukaryota; Viridiplantae; Streptophyta; Magnoliopsida; Vitales; Vitaceae.
UCCCCAUUGAUAAUAAAGGCUUGAGUGCAACUUAGCCAAGGUCUUAUUCAAGCCCAUUAAUAGUGACUUUCCAAAAGUUCUUUUUAUUAUCUCUCCCAUCCUUUUUCCCAUACUGCCAUACAUGAGAAAAAAUGGACGGUUGAUGGAAUCUGAAGGAGAACAUCAAAUCCCUUUUUUAUCUCUAUCUUUCUCGAUCUCUCCCUCUCCAUCUUCUUCUUCUUCUUCUUCUUCUUCAAAACAAAUUGCAUAGGAAGAGGGACACACUAGUAGUGGUAGAUCUCUAGAGAGAAUAAUAGCGUGAGUUGGAUGAUUGUUGGAUGGUCUAUUUUGUGUCCAUAAAUACCCAUCUGAUAGAACAAACCAUUUCCAUUUUCUGCAACUCUCCUGUGCAGAACUAUACCAAAGAAUCGUGUGAAUUCAACCAGAGGAGAAAAAGAAAAAGAAAAAAUUGUUGUUUCCACCCUUGUUUAUCUACUUCUCCUAAGUUUCCUUACCAGCUUUCAACCACGGAGUUUCCGAAUCAAGCCUCGGAGGGGUCUUCCCAAAGAAAAAUGGGAAGAGGGAAGAUCGAAAUUAAGCGGAUCGAGAACACCACUAAUCGACAAGUCACCUUCUGUAAGCGCCGCAACGGCUUGCUCAAAAAGGCCUAUGAAUUAUCGGUCUUAUGUGAUGCAGAAGUUGCUCUCAUCGUCUUCUCCAGCCGUGGCCGCCUCUAUGAAUAUGCUAACAACAGGUUAAUUUCCUUAAUUUCUUUCCCCCUCCCCCCCACCAUCUCUCAUCCCUAAGAUCCUCUACACUGAAGGCUUUAUAUAUAUGUUCUUGCAAAUCUCUAAUUUGUUUGCCUUUACUGAGGAAUAGCCAUGAUUUCUUUCUGCAUAUUGGUGCUUAAUUACAUGUCUAGAUUUCGGUUUUUGUGAUAGAUUUUAAUGGGUUUUUGGACUGAUCAGAACACAAUCAUUCUUCUUUCGCAGUUAAGAUU